UGCUUGACUGGUGAAGAAAUUUUUUCUUUGCAUGGGAUACCAAACAACAGUCACAUAUCAAAUUCAAGCUUCUCUACAAUAUGUCCUGCUGUUUUGCAACAACUAAUUUUUCACCCGUGUGAUCAUCAGGAAAACUUUGUGGUUACAUCUAAACCACAUUCUUUACAAGUUUGGGGAUUUGGGUUCCUGGCUGUGACUAUCAUUAACUUGGCAUCACUUCUGGGACUGAUUUUAACUCCUCUCUUAAAGAAGUCAUAUUUCCCCAAGGUUUUAACCUACUUUGUGGGCUUGGCCAUUGGUACUCUCUUUUCUAAUGCAAUUUUCCAGCUUAUUCCAGAGGCAUUUGGGUUUGACCCGAAAGUAGAUAACUAUGUUGAGAAAGCAGUUGCAGUGUUUGGUGGAUUCUAUAUUCUCUUCUUUGUGGAAAGGAUUCUUAAAGUGAUAUUGAAGAUCUAUAACCAGACUGGCCAUAAUGACUCUGGAAAUGGCGAACAGAAUCAUUCUGAGGGCAAGACUAACCCACCCAAACCACUAUCAUCCAGCAAUGGGGGGACGUGCUAUGCAAAUUCAGCCAUCAUAGAGAGCAAUGGAAAUCUUGGUUUUGACAGCAUCAGUGUGGUCUCAGCACAGGAAGAAGCCACCCAAGGCAGCUUAUGCAAGUGUCUUAAGGGGCGUCCACUGUCAAAGAUUGGGACCAUUGCUUGGAUGGUAACACUGAGUGAUGCCGUACAUAAUUUCAUAGAUGGUUUGGCUAUUGGUGCUUCCUUCACUUUGUCUCUGUUUCAAGGGCUUAGUACCUCCAUAGCCAUCUUGUGUGAAGAGUUUCCUCAUGAACUGGGGGAUUUUGUAAUCUUGCUUAACGCGGGAAUGAGUACUCGGCAGGCUCUGUUUUUCAACUUUCUGUCUGCAUGUUCCUGUUACAUUGGGAUGGCUUUUGGUAUAUUAGUAGGCAACAACUUUGCUCCUAACAUCAUCUUUGCUGUAGCCGGUGGAAUGUUCCUAUACAUCUCUCUGGCAGAUAUGUUCCCGGAGAUGAAUGAUAUGCUGCGAGAGAAAGUGACAGGAAGAAAGAUGGACCUCACAUUCUUCCUUAUUCAGAAUGCUGGUUUACUAACGGGGUUUACUGCUAUACUGAUGAUUACCUUGUAUGCAGGAAAUAUUCAGCUGUGA
Molecule: messenger RNA, 1170 nt
Organism: Cariama cristata (Red-legged seriema)
Lineage: Eukaryota; Metazoa; Chordata; Aves; Cariamiformes; Cariamidae
Gene: SLC39A8
Product: solute carrier family 39 (zinc transporter), member 8
Exons: 7
Biological process (GO): zinc ion import across plasma membrane; intracellular zinc ion homeostasis
Cellular component (GO): membrane
Molecular function (GO): zinc ion transmembrane transporter activity
Source: RefSeq, a predicted model, not a curated record